Molecule: messenger RNA, 1440 nt
Organism: Vicia faba (fava bean)
Lineage: Eukaryota; Viridiplantae; Streptophyta; Magnoliopsida; Fabales; Fabaceae
Source: the annotation of a GenBank genome assembly
AUGGAGGCAUCACCGCCUUCAAAUGUAUUAUGGUGGGACAAAUGGGUAGAAGAAGCACUAUCAACGCUUGAUUCUCUCAAAGUACUUCGAUCUCUUAGACCCAUUUGUCUACCCACCCACAAGAUUCGGGUGGAGGAUGGUCAUGCGUUUGAAGUGUUUGAUGAAAUGCACCAAUGGGAUCGUUCCUCUGUUGAAGUUCAAAUUGGUGAAAUUACUUUUAGGAAAUGGAUGCAUGAUACCCCUAGCUCUGGUGAAGAGAUUGUUUAUGGCACAGUUGCUGGUGAUAACGAACCAGGGGUAUGCCAAGAGAAGUUCAAAAAAUUAAUUUUGUUUUCGGGAAAUGAUUAUUUAGGCCUGAGUUCCCAUCCGACUAUUGGAAAGGCUGCUUCAAAGGCAGCUUUAGAACAUGGAAUGGGACCAAGGGGUUCCGCUCUUAUUUGUGGGUAUACCAAUUAUCAUAGGCAGCUAGAGUCAAGCUUGGCUGAUUUGAAAAGGAAAGAGGACUGCCUUCUUUGUCCCACAGGGUUUGCUGCCAAUAUGGCCUUGAUGACAGCAAUAGGAAGUAUUGGUUCUCUCUUAGCUGGGAAUAGCAUACCUUCAGAGGAUGAUAAGAUUGCCAUAUUUUCUGAUGCAUUAAACCAUGCAUCAAUAAUUGAUGGUAUUCGUCUUGCUGAGCGGCAAAAAGGUGUAAAAGUGUACAUAUAUAGACAUUGUGACAUGUCCCACCUCAAUAUGCUCCUAUCUAGUUGCAGUAUGAAGAGGAAAAUUGUGGUAACUGACAGCUUGUUUAGCAUGGAUGGAGACUUUGCACCAAUGAUUGAGCUUGCAAAACUUCGCAAGAAGUAUGGCUUUUUACUAGUCAUCGAUGAUGCUCAUGGAACAUUUGUUUGUGGCAAAAAUGGUGGGGGUGUUGCUGAGGAGUAUAACUGUGAGAAGGAUGUGGACAUAUGCAUUGGUACCCUAAGUAAAGCUGCCGGCUGCCAUGGAGGAUUUAUAGCAUGCAGCAAAACAUGGAAGUUAUUAAUACAGUCAAGAGGUCGUUCAUUUAUAUUUUCAACUUCUACGCCGGUUCCAGUUGCUGCUGCUGCUCAUGCUGCUGUUAGAGUUGCAAUAUCGGAGACAUGGCGAAGAAAGGCUAUUUGGAACCGGGUGAAAGACUUUCACUUGCUUACUGGAAUCCCUGUUACAAGUCACAUUAUAUCCCUAAUAGUUGGCAGUGAAGACAAAGCACUGCAAGCAAGCCGGCAUUUAUUACAAGCUGGCUUCCACGUCACUGCAAUCAGACCACCAACAGUGCCUCCUAACUCAUGCAGGCUGCGAGUGGCCUUAAGUGCUGUCCAUACAAGGGAAGAUUUGGAAAACUUAGCAGCUGCACUCUCCAGUUGCAUCAAUUUCCAAGAUACCCGCAUUUAUGACUGCAAUGGCUAUGCAAGAUUAUAG